Schistosoma turkestanicum is the source of this 2629-nucleotide messenger RNA. Lineage: Eukaryota; Metazoa; Platyhelminthes; Trematoda; Strigeidida; Schistosomatidae. The record is from the annotation of a GenBank genome assembly.
CUUCUCUGUAUUUAAAUGCAUGGAACCUAAACUUCUGUUUUAAGUGGAUUUUACAAAAUGAUUAAGAGAUAAAAUAAAUUAGAUGCUUUUUGGAAAUAUUUGACCAAACUGCUUUUGUACAGACAUUAAGAAACGAAACUCAGUUAAGGGAAUUAUACAGAUUAGAUCAGAUACAACGUAUCAUGAGAUUUCUCUGUGAAAUAGCGCUUGAACAAAGUCAGAAAAAACAAGGAUAUUCUAAUGAUUACUAUAAAAUUAAACUGUUUAAUCUUACUUCGAGUAAAUGUUAAUCAAUUUCUAAAAUGGAACAGCCAAAAUUUUUAACUGGAUGGACACCGGUUGUCAGAACGUUUGUCAAUAGUAACAGAGCCGUUAAGGCAUUGUGGGCUCUGUUUGCUACAUGCAUGGUAAUAGCUUUGGUCAGCUCUGUUAGUGUAGUCAUACACAAGUAUUUAACUUAUGUAACAGUUGUUCGACUAGAUCAAAGAGCUCCAAAAGAUGGUGUCCCUCCACCAGCAGUGACCAUUUGCUUAACAGAACAUCAGACUAAAUAUCUUCAGCUGGAGUAUUAUAGAACGGAUUCCAAAUUGAAUAUUGUACAAGGAGCGAGUAAAUCAUGCCAACUUAAACCUGGAAUCAUAUGGGAUUCUAGGGUUGAUGCUAUUUCAAAAUUUUACAAUUAUACAAAACAUUUUCAAGUUACAUUUCGUACAGAACCACCUGGAUGUUACUCACUUAAUGUAAUGGAACAAGUUCCGUGGCCUCCUGAUUCUAUUUGUACUACGUUUCAAUUAAUACAAGAUGGACUUCUAAAUACAACUUUCUGGAAAAUAUUUCACUUGGAUGUUCGGUUAACUGAAGUGAAUCAAACACUACUCGGUCGACCAUUAAUCAUUACACAUGAAACAAAUAGUUUUCCUUUUGAUAAUUUCGGUCGUUAUUUAUAUGAAUAUAUGAAUCCUGGAUCAUUAUUAAACAUAUUCUAUAGUAAAAGUAUCACUAAACGAUUACAUACCCGACGAAAUCCAUGUACUUCGAGACCAAUUAACUUACUGGGGAACAGUUUUGAUUAUGAUCAAAUUACUUGUCAGUGGCAUACUGUUUGUGCACGAUACAACAAAAAAUGUAAUUGUACCUGUCCUUUAGAAUUACUUCGUCUUCGAUUGGAUCGCGAAAUCAAAAAUAAUGCUGUGAAUAAGUCACUGUUUAUGAACGCCAAUCUAAACCAUCAGCACUAUCGAUCCAAACAUUACUGUCCAUCUAACUGUCAGCUUGACUAUCGUAUAGCCUUUGUGAAUAAUUCUAUAUGUCCACUGGCAUGUCGUACAGUAACUUACAAAAAAUUAAAUGAAGUUCUAGACAAUGUUACAGAUCGUUCAGUCGUACAACUAGAAUUAAUUCAGGCUGAAGGUUUAACUGAAAUGACUGAAGAAGCAUUGUAUUCACUGCCUAAAUUAUUUAGUGAAAUAGGUGGCCUAAGUUCAUUUUGUUUUGGAUUUAGCUGCAUUCUGUUUUUCGAGCUGUUGGAGUUAGCUUUUUGGCUAAGGUGUACUUAUCGUUCACAAUUUCUUGAGCGUGUAACAAAACUUCUAGGACAACAUAUGGAAAUUAUUGAUGAACCUAAUGAAAAAACUCUGAAAAAUCUUCAAAAUACUACUGAUAAAUUAUCAUUUGCAGAAAAUGUUUGGCAAAUACAAGAUAAAAAAUAUGAUAAAUCAAACGACAAUAACAUUAGUUCAUAUAGACAAAAACAACGAAAAGAUGAGCCAUUUAGUCCAGUUACUUUAGUUUCCAAAUGGAGUUCACACGAUCAUGAAAAGGAAAAAUUACGUAAAUCUUCAUUGAACUGCACACCGACCCGGUUGAAAUUUCGUACAUUAAAUCACAUAGAAUUAAAUCCAUUAAAAAUGUAUAAAGUUGAUGGUACGCGCUUAAGUGAAUAUCCUAAAGAUCAAGACAGUCCACUAAUCGGUUUAAAAUCGCAUAAAACAUUUAUUUUCGAAGAACCUACAUCGGGAAUAAAUCCAAAUUUUUCUGACUAUGUUCAAUACCCAAUGGAUUUGUCUACCUUCAACCAUAAAGUUCAGAUUUCAACAGUUCCGGUUAUUUUGAAUAAUCAAUUAUUUCAAGUUGCUGUUGACUAUGAAAUAGCUUUAUAACAAUGGUUAUAUGAAAACAGCCAUUGAUACAUUUUCAUUUUAUAACCUUAUUUUUUUGAGAAAAUUUCUGAACUAGUAUCAGUGAACUGAAUUGAAGAUCACGAACCAAAUGUUUCUUUGAAAGAACUUUCAUUUUGAAAUGCAUACUUUCCAUAUUCAAUUACAGUACACAAUUAGACUAACCUAAAAAAUGAAGAGUCUACUAGGUAAUGUAUGAAAAUGUCAUAUAUUGAAACAACUGAGUGUACAUUUAUAAUUUUAAAAAAUAUGCAUGUACUGAAACUUUUUAUGAAUAUGUAUGGAUUUUCUCCUUUGUUCCCAUACUUUCAAUCAAUUCCAGUUACGGAAAUUCAAAAAAGAUAUAUACUACUAAAUACGCAUGAGUUAACUUGUAGAUUUAAUAACUAGUUUUAGUUGGUUUUACUCGUUUAUUUAAUUUCAAGAAAUCAGUUCACUAAACUCUACCAAUG